Molecule: messenger RNA, 186 nt
Organism: Alternaria burnsii
Lineage: Eukaryota; Fungi; Ascomycota; Dothideomycetes; Pleosporales; Pleosporaceae
Exons: 2
Coding region: 1-186 (61 amino acids)
Source: RefSeq, a predicted model, not a curated record
AUGCCUUCCCAAAACCAACCCCAACAAUCUUCUACUGGCGGCAGGCCUACCGGCGCAACAGGUGGUGGCUACAACAGAUAUCCGUGCGAUAACUGGCAGCAAGAAGGCCAUCCACAGAACUACACUUUCGUCGACCAAAAGGGUCGAUUGUGCGCCCAUUGCAUGUGUGCACCCCGCCAGCGAUGA